ACAGUUGUAUCUUGAAACAUUCCAGUGUCAAGAAAAAAUGGAGUCCCUUAUUACAGUAAGUACCGAAAAUUUGACUAUUUUCUCUGAGAAUUCCACCAUGGCGUUUGCUGAUAUAACAAGGACGAUCGGACCUCGAGCUAUGCAGCAAAUUAUGUCUUUCAAUAAUAAAACUGUAGUGAAUAAAGUACCUCCGGAUAUGAUGCACUUAAUCGAUCCACAUUGGUAUCAGUUUCCACCGAUAAAUCCAAUGUGGCACAAAAUUCUAGGCCUUGUGAUGAUUGUGUUAGGAUUUAUGGGAUGGUGCGGUAAUGGUGUUGUAGUAUAUAUAUUCUUGAUGACACCCUCCCUAAGAACACCGAGCAAUCUUCUAAUAGUAAAUUUGGCAUUUUCGGACUUUAUUAUGAUGAUCAUUAUGACGCCUCAUAUGAUGAUCAACUGUUACUAUGAGACCUGGAUAUUAGGGCCGCUAAUGUGCGAUAUGCAUGCCAUGGUUGGUUCCUUAUGUGGAUGCGCUUCAAUAUGGACUAUGACUGCUAUUGCUUUGGACAGAUACAAUGUUAUAGUAAAGGGUAUGGCGGGAAAGCCACUCACCAUCAAGAAAGCAUUACUCGAAAUUUUAAUAAUCUGGCUCUUCGCUUCAAUAUGGGCAAUUUUACCCAUAGUGGGAUGGAAUAGAUAUGUACCAGAAGGCAAUAUGACCGCUUGUGGUACAGAUUAUCUUACUAAGGAUUGGAGUUCCAAAUCAUAUAUCUUGGUGUACUCGAUAUUUGUAUAUUAUAUGCCGCUGCUUAUUAUAAUUUACAGUUAUUAUUUUAUCGUUUCGACAGUAGCUGCUCAUGAAAGAACAAUGAGAGAACAAGCUAAGAAAAUGAAUGUUCAAUCUUUACGAUCUGGAGAUAAUCAAAAUAUAAGUGCAGAAGCAAAAUUGGCAAAGGUGGCACUAAUGACCAUUUCUUUAUGGUUCAUGGCUUGGACGCCGUAUCUGGUUAUUAAUUAUGUCGGUAUUUUCGGUAUUGCUAAAAUUAGUCCUCUUUUCACCAUCUGGGGAUCUCUCUUUGCAAAGGCAAACGCUAUAUAUAAUCCAAUUGUUUAUGGAAUAAGUCAUCCAAAAUAUAGAGCGGCAUUAAAGGAAAAAUUACCUUUCUUUGUAUGUGGCUCAACUGAAGACCCAUCUGUGGCUGCGAAAACUGCAGAAACGUCAUCUACAACUACAACGUAAUUCCAAGAAAACAAUGUAUUGUAAUUUCUAUAUAUGUGAUAUAUG
Molecule: messenger RNA, 1264 nt
Organism: Atta colombica
Lineage: Eukaryota; Metazoa; Arthropoda; Insecta; Hymenoptera; Formicidae
Gene: Lop2
Product: rhodopsin-like
Exons: 9
Coding region: 38-1219 (393 amino acids)
Biological process (GO): G protein-coupled receptor signaling pathway; visual perception; phototransduction
Cellular component (GO): membrane
Molecular function (GO): G protein-coupled receptor activity
Source: RefSeq, a predicted model, not a curated record